This is a messenger RNA of Dioszegia hungarica, 2526 nucleotides long. RefSeq lists its product as uncharacterized. Gene Ontology annotation, cellular component: plasma membrane. NCBI's taxonomy places the organism in Eukaryota, Fungi, Basidiomycota, Tremellomycetes, Tremellales, Bulleribasidiaceae. The coding region runs from base 1 to 2526 and encodes 841 amino acids. The record is from RefSeq and is a predicted model, not a curated record. Gene Ontology annotation, molecular function: calcium-activated cation channel activity. The transcript has 5 exons.
AUGAGCGCCACGACAACCAAUGGUACUGCUGACACCAGCACAGCCAACACUUCCACCUUUGUCGCAGCCGUUGUUGUGGCAGUCGUCGUCUCGGUGGCCUUCACGACCCUCUGGAUCGUCCUUCACGGCAACAAGAAACUCCGCCGGGUCUACCAACCCCGUACCGAGCUCGCCCCGGAAGGCAAGCGCCCAAGCGAACUUCCAGAUGGUAUAUUUGCCUUCUGGAAGCGGGUCCUCACCACCCAUGACCAGGACAUCAUCGUCGCCAACGGUCUUGACGCGUACUUUUUUUUAAGGUUUUUAAAGGUAUUCGGCAUCAAACUUCUCCUCCCCUACGUCUUCCUCACGGUCGUCAUCUGCAUCCCGGUCGCAGCGGCUCCCCCUACCGCAGGCCAACAGGGAUUGAACAUCCUCACCUUUGGGAAUGUCUCGCCGGCGCACAGCGAGCGGCGGAUCGCCCACUUUUUGGUCGCCCUCAUCCUCAUGGCCUACACCGCCUACACUCUCUUCCAAGAGUACCGUCACUUUGUCGAAAUUCGCCAGGCAUGGUUGACCUCGGCUCAGCACCUCACCCUCGCUCGGUCCCGCACCAUCGCCGUCACGGGUCUCCCGAAAAACUACAACAACGAGACCAGCCUCAAGGAGCUUUCCCAAAGCGUCGGCGGUCUUACCCCUUCGGACUCGCGGACCACCCACGUCAACGGCUCUUCGGACACUAUCGGCGGCGGGCCAAAGAUCUGGCUCGCGCGCAAGGUGGAUGACCUGGAGGAUGUCUGGGGGGACCGCAAUGACGAGUGCGCUCGGCUCGAGGGAGGGGUUGGCAAGCUGCUCAAGCUUGCCGCCAAGAAUGAUCGCAAGGGCAAGUCACCGGAGAAGAAGGGAACGGCGGACGCCGAGAGCGGUCACCCUGCCCACCGCUACGUGCUCCCUAAAAAGAUGCCCAGCUGGAAGCAGGGUUUCCUCGGUCUCAUUGGCAAAAAGAUGGACCUCGAGACGUCCCCGGUCUUUAUUGCAGAGCAAAACGACAAGCUCCGCGAACUGCGCACCAAGGAGUAUGAGCUCGGUACCACGGCUUUCCUCCGGUUCGAAAGCCAGCACGAGGCGCACAACUUUGCCCGGCUCGCCAAAGACACGGACAAGUCUCUUCGCAUGGUCAAGAGCCACAUCGAGGUCGUCCCGGAGGAUGUGCAGUGGGAAAAUAUCAGCCGCACCGCUGCUCAGCGCAAGGUUGCCACUGCCAUCUCCUGGGCAUUGACCAUCGGACUCAUCAUCGUUUGGGCGGUCCCCGUCGCUUUUGUCGGUGUCCUCUCCAAUGUUGACGAGCUCUGCCUCAAGGCCUCGUGGUUGGCUUGGCUUUGCCGCCUUCCCUCUCCCGUCCUCGGUAUCAUUCGCGGUGUCCUUCCUCCCGUCCUCCUCGCGGUUCUCUUCAUGCUCCUCCCUAUCGUACUCCGAAUCUUUGUCAAGUCCCAGGGAGAAAUCCGAAAAAGUGACACCGAGCUCAAGCUCUUCACCCGGUACUGGCUGUUCCAGGUCAUCCACGGUUUCCUUAUCGUCACCCUCGCCUCUGGUCUCAUCUCAGCUCUGAGCAACAUUGGCAGCAUGGCGGGCAGCAUCCCCACCCUCCUCGCCGAGAAGCUGCCCUCGGCGUCCAUCUUCUUCUUGACCUUCAUCCUUACCACCACCUUUGCCAACGCUACCAAGGCGUUCGCCCGGGUUGUGCCAUUCGUCAUGUACCUCCUCUCCGGCCUGCUCAGCGGAAACACACCCCGAAAGUUCUACAUUCACCAAUUCAAAAUGCAAAACAUCAUGUGGGCGACCAUCUUCCCCCCCAUCUGCCUCCUCAUUUGCGUCACCAUCGUCUACUCGGUCAUCCAACCCAUCAUCACCGUCCUCACCUUCCUUGCAUUCUGCAUCCUCUACGCGGCGUACAAGUACCAACUCGGCUGGUGCUGCGACCAGAUCGACUAUCUCGAGACCGGCGGGCUCUUUUACAUCCGCGCCCUCCGUACGGUCUUUGUCGCCCUCUACCUCGAGGGGAUCUGCCUCGCUGGGCUCUUCUUCCUCUCGAGCGAUCAAUUCGGGAACCGGUCCAAAUCCGGUCUGGCCUGCGGUGUCAUUAUCGCCCUCGCCGUCGUCGCCAUUGCCUGCUUCCAGUUCUACAUUGACUGGUUUGCAUUCAAGGCCCCCUUCCUCCAAUACGUCCACUCCACCCACCACACCAAGGGAGGCGAGCGGCUCGCCGAGCCCAAGGCGCAGCCCGACGCCCACACCGAUGAGGCCGGCGCGCAGUACGGCAACACCUCUGGUUUCCACGACCGGGCGUUUGACCACCCCGCUUUGUGGAAGAAGCAGCCAGUGGUUUGGAUCGCGGAUGACGGGUUGGGGCUGGGGAGGGACCAGGCGGACAGGAUCAACAGCAAGCAGGUCGAGGCGAGCACUGAGUAUGCGAGCAUGGACAGCGAGGGCAAGUUGGCGGUACAGAGGGGGCCGCCUGAUGAGGCGUGGUAUGGUGGUUUCAGUGCUUAG